Messenger RNA from Symbiodinium sp. CCMP2456, 798 nucleotides. NCBI's taxonomy places the organism in Eukaryota, Dinophyceae, Suessiales, Symbiodiniaceae. The record is from the annotation of a GenBank genome assembly.
AUGUCCUGCGACUUCUGCCGCUACUUGCUGCCGCAAGCCGCUGCGGGUCAUUACGUCGACCUCGAGGCCGCAGCACGCCUGCCGGCCUUGCUGCUCCUAGCAGAGCAUGUGGACGAGAAUGGCCUCAUCAUUGCAUCCCAGGAGAUGCAGCGGGUCACUCACGAGAACCCUAAGGUCUUGCAAGCAGGGGAGUUUCUCAUGCGGGUGGCGCUGGAACUACUUCGUGCCCCCCAUCGGUUCUGCGCCGGCUCUCCACGCCGGGCGGCGAUGGCAGACGCGCUGCGCGCUGCGGCCGUGGGCGAUCACUUUGGGGCCUUGGUCGACGAGGUGCUGUCCGAGGCUCAAAGCCGUGCUGCGGUCAUGGCGGCCGGUGGGCUCUUGGGGAAGCUGGCGGAAAUCCACUCGGAUGAGCAGGUGCUGGGCCGACUAACCUCUAGUGGCGAGUCGCCUGGCGACGAGGUGCAAAGUGCAAAGACUUCUUUCGUACUUCCGGCCAUCCUUUGGUAUGUCCUGGCCUAUGACCACCUCUCCGAGGCGCUGGCGUCUUCCGCUGCCCUUGGAGGAAGCGGGGGACCGGCCAGGGCCAUCUUCAUCGGCCUCCUCUUCGCAUGCAGGGACGGCGUUGCGGAGGAGCUUGCUGGGCAGGCUCCUCCGCCUCACCUGCCGAUCGCUUUCAGACCUGUGCUGCUGUCGGGCGCCGUUCUGAAGCUGUGCCGUCAGCCAGGUCUCUGCCAGCGAAAGUCGCGGGAGCUGAACGGCGUCGAAGCGGAAGCUGCGACUCGACGUUUUAGGGUUUAG